This is a messenger RNA of Ornithorhynchus anatinus (platypus), 491 nucleotides long. Its product is annotated as cytochrome c oxidase subunit 7A1, mitochondrial. NCBI's taxonomy places the organism in Eukaryota, Metazoa, Chordata, Mammalia, Monotremata, Ornithorhynchidae. Gene Ontology annotation, biological process: mitochondrial respirasome assembly; mitochondrial electron transport, cytochrome c to oxygen; regulation of oxidative phosphorylation. The transcript is spliced from 4 exons. The record is from RefSeq and is a predicted model, not a curated record. Bases 93 to 344 code for a protein of 83 amino acids.
GCCCCCGCCCCCUCGGCGCCUCGCAGCCCCCGGGUCACGCGUCGUGUCCUUGGGCGGAGCCGCCACCGGACAGGGAGAGGACACGGGCGGACAUGAGGGGCCUAAUGAUCUCCCGCUCUGGAGCCCUGCUUCGGGCCUUCAGCUCCAGCGCCCGACGCUCCAUCGAGAACCGCGUCCCUGAGAAGCAGAAACUCUUCCAGCAAGACAACGGCCUCCCCGUGCACUUGAAGGGGGGGACCCGUGAUGCCCUGCUCUAUCGCCUGACCAUGUUGCUCUCCGUGGGGGGCACCUGCUACUCCCUGUACUGCCUGGCCUGGGCCUCCUACCCUCACAAGAAGGAGUGAUGCUGGCCAGACGUGCCCUGAACUGCCAGACCUCUGCCCCCAGGUCUGAGCCCUGAAGGGAAGGGUGUGAGUAGGGCUGAGGUCUUCCUUCCUGGACCUGGGGGAGAGGAUGUUGCCAAUAAACCCCCAGUGGGGGGCAAAGAUGUA